Molecule: messenger RNA, 2341 nt
Organism: Acyrthosiphon pisum (pea aphid)
Lineage: Eukaryota; Metazoa; Arthropoda; Insecta; Hemiptera; Aphididae
Product: arginine--tRNA ligase, cytoplasmic
Biological process (GO): arginyl-tRNA aminoacylation
Cellular component (GO): cytoplasm
Molecular function (GO): arginine-tRNA ligase activity; ATP binding
Source: RefSeq, a predicted model, not a curated record
GCUGCAGUUAAAGAGUCAAAUGAGGAAUCAAAUAUGGACUUAGUAAAUGUUGAAGAACAUGCUUUUAUUAAUUUACAUUCUAUAUUAAUCAGUUUGUUUUCAAACGCUAUUAAAACAGCAUAUCCGGCAUUAGAAGACUUUGGCAAACCUGCAGUAUCUGCUGGUAGUAAAUUUGCUGAUUACCAAUGCAACGCAUCAAUGCAAAUAUGUAAACUUUUGAAAGCAAAAGGUGAAAAUGUGUCGCCUAAUGUAGUUGCUAAGAAACUAGUGGAUUGUUUAGGACAAUGCAAUAUUAUUGAAAAAGUAGAUGUUUCUGGACAAGGAUUUAUCAACGUAUGGUUAAGUCGUAAUAAGCUUAGAGACAUUUUACAGUAUGUACUGGAAAAUAAAUUGAAGCCAAAACCUUUAACUAAUCCACAGAAGAUUAUAGUAGAUUUUUCAGCACCCAAUGUCGCUAAAGAAAUGCAUGUUGGUCAUUUAAGGUCAACGAUUAUUGGUGAAAGUCUAUCCCGUGUAUUUGAAUUUAUUGGUCAUGAUGUAUUGAGAAUAAAUCAUAUUGGUGACUGGGGCACGCAAUUUGGUAUGUUAAUUGCUCUACUUCAAGACAAAUUCCCUAAUUACAAGACCGAGUCUCCUCCUAUAAAAGAUUUGCAACAAUUUUAUAAACAAUCCAAAGUUCUUUUUGAUAGUGAUUUAGAGUUCAAAAAACGGGCUUAUGACUGUGUUGUAAAAUUACAAAGUAUGUCACCUGAUCAUGUUCAAGCAUGGAAAUUGAUUUGUGAUGUAUCAAGGAAAGAAUUUCAAAAAAUAUAUGAAAGAUUAAAUAUCAGCAUUAUUGAAAGAGGAGAAUCAUUUUACCAAAGCCGAAUGGAAACUGUAGUUAAAGAUCUGGAAGACAAAGGAUUUUUGGAGAAUGAUGAUGGUAGAAAAAUUAUGUGGAGUCCAGAGUCCUCAAUACCAUUAACUGUAGUAAAAUCUGAUGGUGGAUUUACAUAUGAUACAUCAGAUAUUGCAACUCUAAAACAGAGAAUUGAGGAAGAGAAGGCUGAUUGGAUUAUAUAUGUCGUUGAUGCUGGACAGAGUCUACAUUUUGAGACUUUAAAAAAAUGUGCAAUUCACUCAGGUUUUCUUGAUCCAUCUAAAGUUCGCAUGGACUUUGUUGGUUUUGGCGUAGUGUUGGGUGAAGAUAAGAAAAAGUUUAAAACCCGUUCUGGUGAUACAGUUCGUCUAGCUAGUCUUUUAGAUGAAGGUAUAAAAAGAACAAGAGAUAAACUAGUGGAAAAAGGCCGAGACAAAGUAUUGACCGAUGAAGAAUUAAAAUUAGCAGAAACGGCAUUGGCUUAUGGUUGCAUUAAGUAUGCUGAUUUAUGUCAUAAUAGAAAUCAUGAUUAUGUAUUUUCUUUCGAUAAAAUGUUGGAUGACAAAGGAAAUACAGCGGUUUACUUGUUGUAUGCACUUACAAGAAUAAGGUCCAUUAUUAAUAAUUUGGGUACUUAUACUCAAGACUUAAAUGAGUCUAUUUCACUCGACCAUGAUAAAGAAUGGAAACUAGCCAAGACUUUGUUACGGUUCCCAGAAGUAAUCUCAAAAAUUACUGAUGAUUUUUGUCUCCAUCAUUUAUGCGAAUAUCUUUAUGAUGUGGCUACAACAUUUAGCGAGUUUUAUGACAAUUGUUAUUGCAUUGAAAAAAAUCCUCAAACUGGUGAAAUCGUUAAAGUGUUUACUGGAAGAAUAUUGCUGUGUAAAGUCACAGCAGAGUACAUGGAAACGGGAUUAAAUUUACUGGGCAUCAGCACGGUAUCUCGAAUGUAGUGUACUUAACUGUACACAAACAAAACACUACUUUUUUUUAAACAUUAUUUUGAUUUAUAAUUAGUUUCAUCUUUUUAAUAAUACAAUUAAAAUUAAUUCUAUAUGAGUAUUUCUAAUAUUUAUCUAUAUAUUAUUUAAAAUAAAUAAUUACUUCUAGGCUCUUACAUAAUGCAUCGUAAUAUUGUAUAAAUCCAAAUUAAGUAGUAAAGACAUAAUUUAUUAUUCUUGUAAAUUUUAAUCAAUUUUCAAAAAAUUUAAAGAAAAUAAUGUUAAUUUAAUUGGUAUUAAAUUAUUAAAAGAAAAAAAAUACUAUUGCAUUUAAAAAAAAAAAAUUUGUAGUUUCAUUAUAAACAUGUAUUAUCUUGAUCAGUUAUUGAAUUACUUAUAUUCAUUCUCUUAUUAUUUAAUUAUUGACUCCUUUUUAACUACAUUUAUGCUAUUAAUUGUGUUAAAUUUAAUCAUUCUUGAAAGAAAUAUUUCUAGCUAUUUGUAUUUUAAAAAAAUGAUUAAAAAAUUUUAAAUCGAUUAA